Drosophila miranda is the source of this 5067-nucleotide messenger RNA. It is a transcript of the gene pk, whose product is annotated as protein prickle. Lineage: Eukaryota; Metazoa; Arthropoda; Insecta; Diptera; Drosophilidae. The transcript has 6 exons. The record is from RefSeq and is a predicted model, not a curated record. Gene Ontology annotation, molecular function: zinc ion binding. Bases 151 to 4314 code for a protein of 1387 amino acids.
GAAAAAACUAAACUAAAAUAAAAGACUAAAUAAAUCUAAAAACCAAAAGGAGGAAAAACAAGGAUAAAGAAGGAUAAUGUCAUUGCUAACAAGGAAAGACAACGCGAACUGAAAAAUAAUUACGAUCCAAGAACAAUAAUAAUAAGCAACAUGAGCAGCCUGUCAGCGCCGCCAGGCGGCUGCGGAGGAGACGUUGCAGCGGCCCCUGCCACUGCCACAAGCACAGCGACUGCAACUGCAACUGCCACUGCCACUGCCACGGGCAACAUGGAGCCAGCGAUGGUGCCACGUACCGCCAAUUUGCUGGCAUGCAAACAAUGGUGGCGCGUCUGCUUCUUAUACGGCGACCAGCAGAAAUAUUAUCGACAGCUCUAUAGCAAGGCAGCGGCCCAGCGCCUGGCCGGAGCCAAUCAGGAGAACGACAAUGCGGCCCGUGGAGCGGGAGAGGGAGAGGGACAGGAGUACGACACGGUCGCGAUGGGCGAUGGCGAUUUUAUCGCGGCACAAUUAGAUGCCGGAGAAGAUGUGGACGAUGGCAUUGAUCUGGGAGAUAGCAGCCAGCCAGGAGGUGGAGUAGCAGGAGGGUCAAGAGUGGCCAAAGAAGCUGCAGGAAGAGCGACACCGACAGCGACAGCAGGUCGCCCACUCUUUCCACUCUCCUCCUCGCCGCGACGCAGCAAAAAGCUGCUGCGCUCUCUGAGAGCCCACGUCAAGGGAGAGAGCAGGCCGGAGAAGCCUGCGAAGGCAGCGAAACCGCAGAGCGAGCCGUCCAGCGAGCUGACCAAGCGGAAUGCCAGGGUGACCGUGCUCGAUGAUCCCUUCCUCUUCGGGAUCGACGCCGAUCACCUGGGCGAUCUGGUCAGGGGCAAGCAGUACAGUUCUCUAGAGGCCACCGAGAAUAUAGCCAAGUUCUACGAGCUGCAGCUGGAGACGACGGAGGCCACAGCCCAGGUCCUGGAGAUCAUCGAGCAGGAAGAGGAGCCCCCCGAGCCACCCAAGCCCGCCCUGCCGCCCAAGCAGAAGCAGCCACGUCCUGUGCCCCCGCUGCCGGCUCGGAUUACCCAACCAGCGGUGCUGCAACCUCUGACCGCCGGCGACCUACAGUUCCUGAAUCUGAGCCUGCGGCAUCGGAGUUUACCGCGCAGCAUGAAGCCGUUUAAGGAUCCCCACGAUAUCAGUUUCACUUUCAAUGAGCUGGACACGAGCACGAGCGCCACUGCCGCAGCCGCAGCCGCAGCAGCAGCGGAUGUGGCCACAGGAGUCGGCGUCGGUGUCGGCGUCGGCGUCGGCUCGUCGCAGCAGGAGUCAAAUGAGCCCAUCAGCCGGACGCCGCUAACGCAGAUCUCCUAUCUGCAGAAGAUUCCCACCCUGCCGCGCCACUUCUCGCCCAGCGGAUGCCCCCAGGGCCUGCCCCCGCCGCCGGCCUUGGCUGGCUGUGGAUCCGCCUUGGGUCUGCCCAGCAGCUCCUCGGCCAGCGCCCUGUAUGCUGCCCAGAAUGCGGGCAUGCUGCCCACCUCCCCACUGCCCCUGCAACGCCACCAGCAGUACUUGCCGCCCCAUCAUCAGAAGUUGCCGCCGCUGGGCGCUGGACCAGGCCAAGGCCAAGGCCACGGACUCGGUCUCGGUCUCGGACCGGGAGGAGCUGGUCUCCCGCAGUACUCGCCCGCUGUUUCGGGCUGCUCCUCGACCGCCAAGUACUCGAACGCCCAGCUUCCACCGCACCACCACCAGCUGUCGCCAGCGCUGUCCACCCCGUCGCCGCCAUCGCUGCUCCAUCAUCCCGCCGCGGGAACGUCCGCCUCGGCACACGCUCCCUUCCUGGCCGGCCCCCACAUGGACAUGCAGCGGCAGUCGCAUUCUGACGACGACAGCGGAUGUGCUCUGGAGGAGUACACCUGGGUGCCACCUGGACUGCGACCCGAUCAGGUCCGCUUAUAUUUCUCGCAAAUACCCGACGACAAAGUGCCAUACGUUAACAGUCCGGGGGAGCAGUAUCGUGUGCGACAAUUGCUGCAUCAACUUCCGCCGCAUGAUAACGAGGUUCGUUACUGUCACUCACUGACGGAUGAGGAGCGCAAGGAGCUGCGCCUCUUCUCCACGCAGCGCAAGCGCGAUGCCCUCGGACGCGGCAACGUCCGACAGCUGAUGAGUGCCCGGCCAUGCGACGGCUGCGACGAACUAAUCUCCACGGGGGACAUUGCCGUGUUCGCGACGCGCCUCGGCCCCAAUGCCAGCUGGCAUCCGGCCUGUUUCACGUGCUGCAUCUGCCGCGAACUGCUGGUGGACCUCAUCUACUUCCACCGCGAUGGACGCAUGUAUUGCGGGCGCCACCACGCGGAGACCCUCAAGCCCCGCUGCUCGGCCUGCGAUGAGAUCAUCCUGGCCGACGAGUGCACGGAGGCCGAAGGACGGGCCUGGCACAUGAACCACUUCGCCUGCCACGAGUGCGACAAGCAGCUCGGCGGUCAGCGGUACAUCAUGCGGGAGGGCAAACCCUACUGCCUCCACUGCUUCGACGCGAUGUUCGCGGAGUACUGCGACUACUGCGGGGAGGCCAUUGGCGUCGAUCAGGGGCAGAUGAGCCACGACGGCCAGCACUGGCAUGCCACCAACGAGUGCUUCUCGUGCAACACGUGCCGCUGCUCGCUGCUCGGACGCGCCUUCCUGCCCCGCCGUGGGGCCAUCUACUGCUCCAUCGCCUGCAGCAAGGGGGAACCGCCGACGCCGUCCGACAGCUCUGGCACCGGCAUGUACACCACCCCCAUCCCGCCCACGCAACGGGUGCGUCCCCAGACGCGUAUCACCAGCAGCCACGCCUCCAGCUCGCCGCCCAUGUCGCCGCAGCAGCAGCAGCAGCACCAGGCGAGCUUUAACCAGGCCAUGUACCAGCUCCAGACUCAACAGCUGGAGGCGGCCGGAGGACCAGUGGUCGGCGGCAGUCUGAUGGGACUGGGCGGGGAACUCUCAUUGCUGGAACAGGCCAAGCAGAGCCAGAGCCAGAGCUACGCCACGUCCGACUCGGAUGCGGGUGUGGUCAAGGAUCUGGAGCACUGCAGGAGCGGCGACCAUGCGGGCGGCGGGGACUUCACCGACUUCUCCGGCGGGCGAGCCACAAGCACCUCGCAUAACAUGUCGCCCCUGAAUUCUCCCGGAGACUUCCAGCCGCACCUGAUGCCCAAGCCCAUGGAGCUGCAGCGCGAUGGCGUCUACAACUUCAACGAGAUGUCCUCGAAUCUGGACACGGCCUGGCCGGCCAAGCCCCCGCUGGGAGCCACCCACAGCUACCAGCUGGAGCGGCAGCUAAUGGAGAACCAGCACACCUCCAGCAUGCCAGAACUGGCGGGGAAGGGUCCAAUGCUGCAGCACCAGAUGGCGGCCCACUUUGGUCAGCAGCCGGCGCUUCACUCCUCCGCCCAGCAGUUCCAGCACGAGUACGCGGACAUCAUGCACCCACCGCCCCCGCCCCCCGAAAGGGGUGCCGUCGGAGAGGUGCCAGAGCUUCCGACGCCCAACCUGAGCGUCGCCUCCACGGCCCUGCCCACAGAGCUUAUGGGCUCGCCCACACACUCCGCCGGUGAUCGCUCCCUAAACACGCCCCUGUCGGCGCACUCGGCCACGCACGGCCCCACGCACCCAGUGUCCAUCCUGAGCGGGGCCUCCUCCUCCUCCCCCAUGAGCGGAGAGCCGGCCAAGAAGAAGGGCGUCCGCUUCGAGGGAAUACCGGACACAUUGCCCCGCUCCCGCAGCUACUCCGGCAAUGGAGCUGGCACGAGCGGGGGAGGCGACAAGGAGCGCGAUCGGGAUCGGGAGAGGGACAGAGAUAGAGACAGAGACAAGGGUGGGGAUAAGGAUAGAGAGAGUGGUCGCCAUGGGCCUGGACAUUCCUCGAGGCGUAGACGUCGCCGCAAGUCCACCUCCUCCACCUCGUCCGGAAACCACCAUCGCAGUGGCAGCGGCCACCGGUCGCACUCCACCACCCGAGCAGACACCUAUGCCCCCGCCCAGCCGUUGUCCUCCUCCUACCAGGGCCCGCCCUCCGUCCUGCAGGCGGACAGCGAAGCCGCCCACAAGUCGCCGCGCCAGCAGAGAGAACGGGAGCGCGAGGAGUCGGCAGAGGAGUCGGACGUAUGCUCCACGUGCUCCUCGAGCUCCUCCAGCUCCGAGGACUACAUGAUGAUGUACCAGCUGCCGCAGCGGCGGCACUAUGGCGGGGUGCGUGUCAGCUACGUGCCCAACGAUGCGCUGGCAUACGAUCGGAAGAGGAAGCCCGCCGAGAUGGCUGGCGACAAGGACAAGAACUGCAUCAUCUCGUGAUGCUGCCGAACCCGAGGCCAUUUUAAUUAGAGCUGAUUGCCGAGGACUAGGUCCAGGUGGAUGUGGAGGUGAAGGCGAAGGCGCAGCCGCAACAGAGAGCAGGCGAAGCGUGGCAAGGAGGUUAUUAAUGAGGCGCCCUGGGCACUCCACUCCGAUUCGAGCUGAAUGCCGACGCUAACGAAGUAGCCACAGACCCUGCGAGGGAUCAUCAAUUGUCCAGACCAGACCAGACCAGAACGGAACGGAAUGGAAUGGAAUGGAACGGAGGCAAGAACUCAAGAAAGCAAAGCAAAGUUCAACUUGACAUUAAGGCACACAGAGAAACAUAUGCAACUCUAUCAGAGGACGAAACCAUACAAUAAGAGCCAGACGAGUGGGCUAAACACUGUUCCAAAUACGAAUCCCUAGAUAAGCGAAAAGAUUAAGAUCAUCUUGAAAACUAUUUUUAUAUAUUUUAUGCAUAUUUUGGAGAUAACCCUAUUUAUACAUAUGUACAUCCAGAAAGUAAGAGAGAUAUAUAAUGAACUGUAUUUAUUGCAUCCACUACAUAUAGUACGCGUAUAUUUUUUUUUUUUUUUUUUUUAGGAUUUAAGGUACCAAGCUACACGCGUAUAUUUACUAAAUGCGAUGUGGCAUCUUCGGAGCCGAUGCUACACGAUUGGGCUAAUGAUAAAUGUAUUAAAAUAAUUAUACUUUAAGCCAAUAAAUUGUAUUGCAUUCUCUUGAAUAAAGAGUUCAAAGAAGGUACACAAA